AUGAAAAGAAACAACAGUUCUUUUGGAUAAUAAGAAACUGUUUACAAUCUUUCUAAACCGAAUUCAAUGUAAGAAAUAAAUUGUAAGACAUUAUAAUUAUAAUAAGCAUCUAUAUGCAUAAGUUAGGGUUAUUAAUAAAAUAGUUCAUUAAAUUAGUUAUAUGCAAAUAGAUUCUUAGGGGAAUGGAAUGAAGAUAUGUAUACUGUAAUUAGAAAAUAUGUUCCUACAUAUACAAAAGGUUUGAAUUUAUAUACUACAUAUUGUUCUCCAUAGAAUCCUAUAGCCACUAUUGUAAUUAUUCAUGGAUAUGGGGAUCAUUCUGGAAGAUACUUUCAUGUAUAAUAAAUGAAUGAUGAAAUUAGGUGGCAGAUGAAUAUGCUAAAUCAGGCUUUUAAGUUAUUCUUUAUGAUUAGAGAGGAUUUGGAAAUUCUGGAGGCAUUAGAAGUCAUGCUCAUAUUAAAUAAAUGCAUUAAGAUCUGGAAUGCAUAUUAUUGACAAUAGAAAGAUCAUAACCAAUCUUUUUAUAAUGUUAAUCAUUAGGAGCAGCAGUUGGUUUAAGUUUUUGUAUUUCGAAUCCCUCUUUGAUUUUAUAAGGAGUGAUUGUUGUUAAUCCAUAUCUACAAUUUGCUUAAAAAUAUGGAAUCCUUAAAAAGACAUUACUCACUAUAAUGAAUAAGAUUAUUCCAGUAUAAUACAAAUAAAUCAUAGGGAUUAAUGGUCAAUUCCUACAUUGAUUAUGGUCAUUGUAGUAAAAACAACAAUGUAAUCAAAUCAGUAGCUGAAGAUAGUCUAGUCUAAACAUUUAUGAGUGUUGGAAUGGCAUAUAAUAUAUUACAAUUAGAAUAAUAUAUCUUACCUAAUGUAUAAUAGUAAAAGACUUGAUAAAUAAUUUUUAGAUUUGUUUAACCACUCUUAAUUUUACAUGGUAAAGAGGAUAAAGUGGCUAGUCAUAUGAAUUCUGUUGAACUUUAUAGAUUAGCUGGAUCAAAAGAUAAAACAUUAAAAUUGUUUGAUAAAGGAUAUCAUGAAUUAUAAAAUGAUGUUGAAUUUGAUAGAGUUAAAAAUAUUAUAACCACAUGGUGUUAGAAAUAGAUUAAUAAAGAUAAAAGAAUAAGUAUAUUUUCAAUAAUUAAUUUUAAGGUUAUUUUAGAGAAUUGAAUCAUGGUUUAUUAGCAAAGUAUAAUAAUAGUACAAAAAUGAUUAUAUUUUAAUGGAUACUUAUAUAUUUCAUGUUGAGAAAGUAUUAAUUAAUUAGAUAAAUUAGUAAAAUGAAAAAUCUAGGAAAAAUAGCUAGAUUUAUUUGUAUAUUAGCAUUAAUGAUUGCUUCACUUAUUGUUCAUAUAAGGUGGUGA
Molecule: messenger RNA, 1352 nt
Organism: Paramecium pentaurelia
Lineage: Eukaryota; Ciliophora; Oligohymenophorea; Peniculida; Parameciidae
Source: the annotation of a GenBank genome assembly